UUGAUCGAUUCCAUGGAAGUUUUCACGAGAAAAUAACAGGGAAAAAGGCCCUAGAAAUUUGCACAUUUCUUUAUCCGUUACACCACCUUUCUUUCCAUCUAGAAGGCCGUCUUCGUCAGGCAAGUGACCUGCCACUUCUCUCUCUGUUUGUCCUUCUGUCAGACGCACAUCAAAUCCCCCAAAUUUUGGUCUCCGACAUGAUCUUGGACGCAAAUUGUAUAUCUAUCCUAUAAAAACGCAGAUGCAGACACCCAUCGGCUCCAAAAUCAGCGCCAACUCAUCUACCUAAAAAAAAAAUCAGCACCAACGUUCCUAAUUCCCCUCUUUUCUCGCCUCAUUUCUCUUCCCUCUGAUCUGAAAAUGGCCAUAACAGAUCAAGAUCCCACUUCUCAUGGAGAUGAUCCUGAUCGUGGUCUUCUGCAAGACCCAGAUGAUGCAGAGCUCGAGACAGUCUCCCUCUGCGAUCUCCCACUGUACAGCAACGAAUACGAAUGCGAACGCCACCAGUUCAGCUCGUCCCCGAACAUCGAUCAUGGGGAUCCCUUCGAGUUCUCCAGUGAUGACCUGUCUGCCUCCGGGAGCAAAAUGUGCACGGCAGAUAACAUAAUCUUCUGUGGCAGGCUUAUCCCCUACGGGUGGGAACCGCCCUCUGCGAGUGAAGUAGCCCCCGAAGCAUGGGGCAAGGUCGGCGGCACCCACCAGCCCAAGAAGAAGAAAUGGAAGUUCUUCAAGUGGAGGCUGCUGUUCAGAAAACACAGGCAUCGCUAUUCUAAAUCCCACGAUGAGAAGUUCAGUGACAGGAGUGGUUCCAAGAAGGAGCAUCGACCGGCACGCUUGCCCCUGGAAAAAUACAGAUACGUUCCUGAGAAGUGCAUGGACAAAUACGGUUUCUCGAUGAGGAGACUACCAACGCAGACGGGUCGGGUCAAGUGCAGAUGGUACCUGCUCAUGUUCCGCUCAGCGCGGUUGCCCAUCGGGAUGGAGUUACAUGACAUGAAGACAAGACAGAGCCGCAUGAAUCUUUCUUCGUCAUUCCGAUCACUAGACAGCGAUGGCGGCAUCGGCAGUGGAAGAGACUCUGACGGGAAAGGAAACCAGAACUGGGGCCUGUGGCGGUUGCUGAGGGCCUUGAGUUGCAGUAGCAGUCUGCAAUGUGAGAGUGCUACCAUUACGAAAAGAUCAUAGGCUUCAUGUCUUGGCUUCGGGAGAUGAUUGAUAUCGUAUCGUUCCUGAGCGAACGAAUAUGGAGAUGAAUUUUAGCACAGCGACACAGUAUGGGGAGUCAUCCUUAUGGACGACUCGAGAGAUCUUAUCGCAUAGAAAUUUAUAGAGUAGUCCGAUGUCUCAGCUCAUGCAGGGAGACCUUUAGCAAGGCUGCUUGAGAUGUACAGUUAAAAAAAUUUUGCAGCAAUAGUUAGGCAGAAAUAAACUUGAACUAUAUUCCGUUCCGCCGGGAUUAAUACGAGUUCAACCGUCUAUUUCUGAACCU
Molecule: messenger RNA, 1489 nt
Organism: Punica granatum (pomegranate)
Lineage: Eukaryota; Viridiplantae; Streptophyta; Magnoliopsida; Myrtales; Lythraceae
Source: RefSeq, a predicted model, not a curated record